GAAUUAGCGUAACAAGGUUGUCAUUAUGCACUGUAAAGGUACAGUAAGAUGAGAAACUUUAAACAUUUUAAGCAUAUAUACAUAUAUUGUAAUGCUCUCAGGUUCACAUGGGUAUGCACCCUUAUUGCUGCCGUCUCAGGUCGCUCUCCCACCCCCACCGUUGGGGACUCAAACCCGGGCCAAUGGCGUCACUCAACAGGGACCAAACCAGUUGAGCUAAAGUGAAAUCUGCAGGCCCUGCUAAUCACAGGGAAGGGCUCCUGAUAUUCACGUAUUAACAGCUAUCCAGUAACAACAAGAUUGACGUUAUAUAGAAAUAUCCCAGUUGUGGUGUUCUUUAAGUCCUUCAUAGCCAUUUAUACUACAAUUUGGAAGUAAACAGUAGCUUUAUGCGACACAAUAUAUAAAAAGGAACAUUCCCAACCUUGUCUAAAUUGUAAUUUAUUUAACCGCUGCUGCAGUUAUUCCUGUUUUUACUUCUUGGUUUUAUUUCAAAAUAAAUGCUAGAAAGAAUUAUUUUUAAGACCUCCCUAUUUAGGAAUUGUCCUUGCUUUAACAAUGUCACAGACCCGAGCCAGUUGCACACAGCCGGACUUCCGGUGCCAUUUUUUUUCUUCUAGACAGUUACUGCACACAGGAAAAUCCAUAUUAAUUACGUUCUGAACUUCAGGGUUUGUGAUUGUGCUGUAGAGUUUAAUUACAGUGCAGAAUACAGAGGUACACAGUAAAAACUACAGGGUAUUCACCUUUGCAACUGCAGUGCACUGCUCAAAGUUAAAAUUCAGAAUACCAAAACGCGGUGUAGUGGUUGCCACGGUGACGCCUGGUAAUGACGUCCUAUUUCUCCUCUAUUUGUUUCAGACUUUCUCCAGUCACCUUUACAGGCGCUGCUCUUUAUUCACCCGCAAGAAGUCGUAAAGAGAAGAAUAAAGUAAUCCUAAAACAGAUUGGGGGACGUUCAGGAGUCUUUUUGAGAGGAGGAGACGAAUAGAAGAAAAACAAAGAUGGCUGCCCAGUCCAGGAGUCGAUGUCAAGCUGAGUCGCGAUAGAGACGGAAAGUCGGAGCGGAUCUGGUCCAGAGGAGCUCAGCGCUGGUUGGGUAGGAAGAAAGCGGAGGAUCGAUGUACUGAGCCCGGGGUGCCGGUGAUCUGGAGGCUGGGUGGUGACACCGAGCAGUAAAGACAAUUCAACGUGUGUUGUUUUGUUUUCAGCUGAAGCAAAAUAGAUCUAUAUUUUGAGUGUUGGGAAAAUGUAAAAUUUCUUUCAUAAUAGACAUCAGCAUCAAUAUAAUUCAACGGUUUCUCAUUAGAUGCAGACGUCACUUCUUGGGCAUUACAAAAUUGCACCGCUAUUAUUGCAUCUAAUAUUACGAAAUAUAGUGUAACCACUUUUCAUUGCACAGCUGUACAUUCAGUUUGGGGCGCACUGCGCGUCUGAACUCGGGCUGACAGGCAGGCAGGCAGACAGACAAAGAGACAACCCGCUGCAUCCCCGAUGUCUUCUCUAGAGGAGAGGGGAGAUGUGGGGGUCGCGGCUGUCGCUACUCCGGGCUCCUCUUCCUCGGCCGGGCUUGGGGUUGGGGCGGUGGGAGCCGGCCUCGAAGCGGGGCCAGGGGGCGCCGGGCUAGUCGGAGGACAGGACGAGGCUGGGUUGCGGAGAGAGGGACCGGGGCCUGAGGCCGACCCGGACGCGCCGCCCAAGAAGCGGGUGAGACUGCAGGAAGGCGAGGCAGGGAAAUUGGAGGAGAGACUGUACUCUGUCCUGUGCUGUACCGUGUGCCUAGACCUGCCCAAAGCGUCCGUCUACCAGUGUACGAAUGGGCACCUGAUGUGUGCCGGCUGCUUCAUCCACCUGCUGGCGGAUGCACGGCUGAAGGAGGAGCAGGCCACCUGCCCCAACUGCCGCUGCGAGAUCAGUAAGAGCCUGUGCUGCCGCAACCUGGCAGUAGAGAAGGCAGUGAGCGAGCUGCCCUGCGAGUGCGGCUUUUGCCUCAAGCAGUUCCCCCGCAGUGUGCUUGAGAGGCACCAGAAGGAGGAGUGCCAGGACAGAGUGACCCAGUGCAAGUACAAGCGGAUUGGCUGUCCUUGGCAGGGUCCCUUCCAUGAGCUGACAGUACACGAGGCAGAGUGCUGCCAUCCCACCAAAACAGGGAAUGAGCUGAUGGGUAUCCUGGAUGAGAUGGACCAGUCCCACCGUAAAGAGAUGCAGCUCUACAACAGCAUCUUCAGUCUGCUGUGCUUCGAGAAGAUCGGCUUCACAGAAGUGCAGUUCCGACCAUAUCGGACAGAUGACUUCAUCACCCGGCUGUACUACGAGACCCCGCGCUUCACAGUCUUGAACCAGACCUGGGUGCUGAAGGCGCGCGUGAACGACUCCGAGCGCAACCCCAACCUGUCCUGCAAGCGCACGCUGUCCUUCCAGCUGAUCCUGAAGAGCAAGGUGAACUCUGCGCUUGAGUGUUCCUACCUGCUGCUCAAGGGGCCCUAUGACGAUGUCAAGAUCAAGCCGGUCAUCUACCACUACGUCUUCAGCAACGACACCAAUGAGACUGACUACAUGCCCCUGCCCAUCAUUGACUCGGUGGAGUGCAACAAACUGCUGGCAGCCAAGAACAUUAACCUGAGGCUCUUUAUUUUCCAGAUACAGAAAUAACACAGGAGGAGAAUGGUGAGCCCUGAGAGGCACUUCUGAACCAGGCUGUUGUGAGCCUCUUCAUUUCCACCUAAAGAGAUAAAGACAAGUCAGGCACACAGCUUCAGAAAGCACCACUGAACCACAGUUACCUCUUAAUAGGAAGCAAACAGCUGUUGCAACAGAAAACCAAGUCACUAGGGCUCAGGGUGGCAGGGGGGACGAAGGGGGGAUUGGAAUAGCCAAGGUUUCAUCACCGUAGAUCUUUCAGUCAGCACCAUGUUUCAAACACAUUCUCUGACACUUUAUAAAUUCCCUGGUUUUGCAUGAUAAAAUAUGAGAUAUGCGAUACUACUGCAUUGACUUGACAGCAGUUCCAGCAAGUUAUCUUUUAUAUAAUUUUACUUUCUUGUCUUUAUCCCCUUGAGCAAAGUAUUAUAGCUAUAAAAGUGAAAUGUCCUUCCUUUCCCGAGCCCUCUUUAGCAUUUUUAUUUGACCAGCACCUUUUGAACUUUACAACUGUUUUCUGAGUGUACCUGGUCAGUAUUAUAGAUCACUUUAGCUUGUACAGCUAAAAAAUUGCCAAAGGCACUUCUUGCAGCUUUUGCAAUUCAGGAACAACACUUCUUCCAGUAAAAUCCCACCAGCUGUGACUUUUACUGCUGAGCAGAACAGUGAGAAACAUUAGAUUUUAAUUUUGCUCUCCUCAUCAGAUUUUUGUCUGUCUUUCAGUCAAUAAAUGUUAUGGAUGGAAUAUGCUAGUUUCUAUGUAAACAAAGUUGAAGCACUAAGACCUAGCCUAUUAUUUCUCUGUAAUUUGACAUUGGAGAGUCACAAUACUGUCUGCACUUAACCGGUGAAAUUAAUUUAAGAGUCUGGAAUGAACAAAAUUAUCACAGCAGGUGGGAUUUCUGAGGAGGAUAUUGCAGUGGUCUGUACAUCAUACAAAAUACCUGCAGAAAGGCUUGCAUUAAUUACAAACUCUUCAGAUUUCUAAAUUAGUUUCUCAUAUGUGAAACAUGAGUAGGAUUCCUGAAACCAUGUGCUUUGCAUGAAGUUUCAUACAGGGAAAUCCUGUUAUCCUGGUUGAGCAUUUUGACAAUCUCUGAGAAUGAGGUCUUGGGUGACAGCAGAGAGUAGUAUAUCAGUUACAUACAGGGAUAAAGACAGGGUGAGGUUUUGUUAAAAAUCCUAGAGAAGGUUUUAUUUUAGUCUUUAUCUAGAUUUUGUUUCCCCAGCUUUCUUUGCCUUUCUUAGAGCAGGCACAGUUUGAUGAGGGGCUGCUUAUGAUAACUAUCACUUCAUGUGUCAAUAAGCAUUUCUGUAAAUCACAUGGUGUCAGUCAUGGGCUGGAAAGGCUGUGCAUGGGGAUGGAGUUAAAUUAUAAUAUUAGAGAAAAACUGAAAUCCAGUCUGUGCCAAAUUAUUUUUCCUUUAUAUGUUUGCAUAAUGUACCACCAUGGUAUGUGGAUAAUAGGAAACAAAGCUUUCUCUUCCCUAUAUUAAAUUCAAUCUACAAUCUAAUUUUCUCUGAUAAAAUGUGCAAAAAUAUAUUUUUCAUGAUUCCCAGAUUAGGACUAUAGGCUUUUUAUCCAAUUCCAAUAUGAGUUAUCUUCAUAUGUGGUAGAUUUAACCCUAGUCAAGAUUGAAAUUAGAAGGUCCUAAGACCUGUUGGAAAUGAGGCUAAGGUAGUCUUAUUAUAUUACAUUAAAAGAGUAUCAUUAGCAGAAUUUAGAUUUGCCUUUGCAUUUUUGUAUAGUCCUUUCUGAAAGGUCUUACGCUUGGGAAUUGGUCAGAAUCUACCAAGACUGAAAGUCAAAAUUUUUUUUUUGAGGUUUUACUUUAAAAUGAUUCUAAUUAUUUUGGGCAUUCUAUAGACAUUUCUGCAUCUUUUUUUAUAUCAUAUAUACAAUAUAGUAGAAACUGUUCAUCUGUGUUGCUAGAUAUUUCAAAGUGAACAUGACAUUUAUGUUAUGGUACGAAGAACAACUCAAUGAAUGACUAAACUAUACAUAAAUAUGUAGGUUAACUAAAUGGAGGAUAGCAACAGAUCAGUUUCAGUUGCAUAGGUGGCAUCAAAAAUACUGUAGAUCAUUCACUAUACUACUGUAUUUUAAUCUAAUACAGUGCAAUACUCAUGCUCCUGUAUCUCUCAAAUGUGUAAUUCUGCUCGGCUUACUCAUUUAGGUGUUCUUCCAUAGGUGGCACUGUUUAGUUCCUUGAGCAUUUUUCUGGUCAGUUUGGUAAUUUAGCUCCAUGCCACAUGGAAUUGAAAGUAUGUAGAUUCAGAUGGUUCAGGGCCAGUUCUUUUGAAUAUUGUAGAACUGUGACAUACGGCUAUAUAUGGGAGGAAUAUCUCUAUAUGUAUCCAGAUGUCAGUGAUGGAUGCAGAAUUGUAUGAUACUUUGCUUGUGUGUUUAUUUGUUUAGCGAGGUCCCAGUUUUUUCUUUUUUUAAAACCGAUUGGGUGGAAUUGCUAUUAUUAUUUAGGUAUCGGCACUAGAAUAAAAAAAUGAAUUCCUUGUGGACUGGGUUUUAAGGAACAUUUUGUAAUCAGGACAAAUACUUAAAUUCACACAAAAUUAGUUUUAUAGUUUUAAAUCUGAGAAGAAGUGGCUAGAUCUUUGCAUGCAUAUACAUAUAUUUUUGCAAAUUGCAUUCAAGAUCUAUAUUUUGAACCAUAUAAGUUAUUAAAACAUCUUUUUUUGCUAUACUGUACCUUACCAUUUAAAUUUAAGAUGAUUUUGGCUAAAGGUUUUAACUUUUUUUUAAAUUCUGGUCAGUGCUUAGGUGAAUUCUGAAGGAUGGCAUCUUACCAUUCAUUUCAGAAAGGAGUUAUUGGUGUUGAAACAAAUUGCAACAUACUGUGAAUGGAGAGCUUGUUCACAGUUUUUAUUUCUUAAGUUAGUGUUCCUGUUAAAACCAUUUUAUGUGAACAGCCAUUUAUUGUAACCUUCAAAUUGCCUUUCAUGUGGAAGUUAUUAUUGGGCUGGAUUAAAAAUCAUUACCUCUUUAUCCAUGUGACCGCUCUCUGAGCAGCUACUUGUCCAGUUCUGCAUUGCAGAUGCAUUUUUUUUCCCCAAUGUUACUGAAAUCCCUGCUGCUAAGUAGUACGUUUUGUGGGUAAUUGUGCAGCACGGUAGUUGGAAAUUAUACUGAACAAAGCUUUCUGUAUUCGCCAUGCUUUGCUCCAAAGUGCUUGCUUUCUGCCACAGAGAUGUGCUCAUUUGAGUUGGUGAUAGGAUAGAGUGGAUAGUUUGUGUGUUCAACAUUUUAAGGAGCUGAAUGACACUUUAAUAGGCAAUGCAGUGUUAUCAUGGGUAUUAUUCUUAUCAACCUAUACACUGCGGUUCCUUCCUGCUUUGUGGUGAUAUAGCUUUAGUAUGCCUUUGCCAGCUUCAGUUGAUCUUUUACACUAUUGCUGGAAAUGUGCCUUUUCGGAAAGUACGGUAAUGGGCAGUUUUAAGUUAAUUUGUAUAAUACGACUUAGAAGGACUGUGUCUGUGCAGUGAUUUGCUUUCUGUUAUACUCAUCUGCUACACUGUAUCUUCUUACUAUCUCUAAGGGUCUGCUACAGCUCCCUCUAAGAGCACAUGACCUUUGCUAGAAAUCCAUCAUGCUUUUGUGAUGGGUUUCCAUGCAGACCAAGAGUGUCUUAUGCUCCAUUUUCUUUAGCUCACUUUAAAGUGCACCUCAGCUGUUUUAGUAACUGUUUUUUUUUUCCUGAUGCUUUGGUGUACCUGCUUGUAUCCCAGACAAGUCUCAGGCAGUACAGUCACAUGUUGUACCUGAUGAGUCCCAGACAGGCCCAAGCAGAAGUAUCCUGGUGUGCUGUGUAGAGGCAGCAUCUCUGUUUUGGAUUACAUUGUAAUGGUGGCAAUAAGCAAAGCGAGAUGUGAAGAGGGGAAAAAAUCUGAUAUUUCUUUCUGACAACAAGGAUAAUAAAUCAUUUCUUAACUUAUGGACACAAAAUUGCCAUACAAGGGAAUUACUAAACCCAGUUAGAAAUCGAGUUCUAAUCAAAAGAAUUGAGGUAUUCCCUCAUCGGAAUCAAGGGGUCAAAAAUAAAAACAACAUGCCAAAUGAGUAAUAUGAGUGUUGCAAGCACAAUUUAUCUGCCCCCUGCUAUGUUAUCUUUCCGUGUGCUCUCUCAAAUGUAAUAAAGCUGGCAAAAGUGUUCUCUCCAGGUUAAGGGAAUUGUACUCUAGUCCAACUCAAAGCAACAUUUUAGUAAAAGACAAAGCCAAAAAUAUAAUCCUGAGGACGCCAGACUACAGUUAUGUAGAACUCGGAACAGAAUAUCUAAGUAGGAUGGGUCAAAAAUUGAUCUUUAACAGUAGAACAAACUGACAUCGCAAUGCAUGAGAUAGGUUUUUCAUUUUGCUUUUUUGUUGUGGUUUUUUUUGUGUAUAAGGGUUUCAUGGUCGUUAACACCACUGCCUUCUAGCUCUAGGGUCCCGAGUUCAGUUCUGGCCUUUUAACACUUGUCUGUAUGGAGUUUGCAUGUUUUUCCUAUAUUCGCAUGGGUGUUCACCAGAUGUUGCAGUUUUCAGUCACCUCUAAAAAAAAUCCAGUGUUCCAGCUCUCUUGAUUUUUCCCCUGGGGGUUUAUCCCCAUCAUAGAUAGCAGCACGCACAUAGAUACUUGAAUAACUAAUUAUCUAAUAGAUUGAGUAAAUAACAGUGCAGAAAAAAAAAACAGUUUUGAAGACAAACUAGAAUAAUGGAAAAUCGUGUUAUGUAUUUGCUUUACAUUGGUAUGAGUGUGCUUAUACACUUAACUGUUAUUUUAAAUUGUGGAGCGAUGCAGAAUCUGCAUUGGCUCCAUCUCUCGCAAAAAUUCCCUAAAAACCCAUUUCCUUUGAUCGCAUGUGCUGUGAGUAGCAUAUUCUCGUUGAUUAAUUUCACCAGGACCUUGGUAGACUGUUUUGUUGACUAGUAGUUUAGGACCAGAAACUCACUAAAGCUUUAAAAUAACCUGGUACCAUGCUGGUAAAACACUGUCAUCCGUGACUGUUCAGAAACUGAAGGCUCAGCUGGUUUUGCAUUCUUACAGCUUAUUUCACUGUGCUCGAGGGGAUGAUUUUCGUCCUGAUAACUUCACGUUGGUGGUAUUUGAAUUGUAGGGAAUCUUGUUUGCUUAGUUUACAAAUGCAUAUUUCAUAUUGCCAAUCUGUUGACCAGACAUCCACAAUUGUGCCAGCAAGCACUUUUCAUUCCAGCUGGUGUAGAAAAUGUCCAUUCAGCAGUAGCAUUAGUUAGGCAGCUUUAUUUUUCCAAUAAAAAUAAACUGGAAGGUGAUUUCCUAUAGUCAAACAUAACUGGAUAUAUCCUUAUUAAGUCUAUUUUCUCCAGCAAAAACAGAUAGUCAUAAAAACGAAAAACCCCAAUCAACGACCUGUGUUGAUAACGCAGUGCCUCUCUCCUCUAAAAUCCCUACAGGGUAUGAGAUUGCACCAUGUGUGUCAAAAGUGACAAAUCUAGUGAUUUUCAUGAUCUAAAUGCGAUCAGGCUCUGUUUUUGUUACUUUUUGAUUUGUUGCAUUUCUGCUGUGAUGCCCUGAUGCUUCAUUUUUCUUCCCAGUGCUGUCUGUGCAGUUGAACAUUAAAUCCCACUUAUUUAUCCCUUGUGAAAAUUGGAAAUGGACUCUUGUGGAUUAAAAUCUGAAAGCAGGCAGAAUCGGCACACAAGUAAAAGUGCAUAGGGAUGCAGACUAGCAGGGCUCUUAAUUCUGGUACACUGAAACCAUCCCUAUGUUUCAGGUAUUGCUAAUGUAUCUGCUAAACAGAGUUCUUUAGGAGCCUUCAGCACUGAACCAGAUGUGAGGGACCAUAAAUGGUUUUCCAGUUAUUUCUUCAUGCUCCUGCUGGGUGGAAGUAACAUAUGCUGAGUUUUGCAAAACGGUGUGGAUCUCAGACUAUUUUAUGAUUUAAGAAAUGUUGUGGACAAAAUACAUUUUAAAUUUGAAAGUCCACUUUGACUUUUUAAAAAUGUUUUAAGGAAUGAAUCUCUCUACUAAAUAAUUUUGUGAAAUUAUGCAAUGAAUGAAUCAAGAGCAUUCUCCACACUCUACUCAUGUCCUAUGCUCCUUUGAUAAAUACAAGAGGCCCCUCUAAUUCUGGGGUGGAGGAGGAGGUUUCAGCUAGGAGUUCAUGGAGUACUGGGGAGGUUCUUAUAGGCUGUCUGGUUUGCCUCCAAAACAAACUUGUCACCUUUGAUUAUGAAUACCGUCACACAGAAGAUAUACUAUGGCUGACUAGCAGAUCUGUUGACCUACUGUUGUGCUUUUAGUAGUUAAUGAAGAGUAUAUUAAAUAAUGACUUUAGUUAGAUUUUAUGACUAACUUGACGGUCUCGUUGAGAAAGAGCUUUUGAAAAAGUGGGUGUGUUCCUGAAGAGGUUGAAAGGCCCUUGGUCUAGAGCAUGACGUGUUAGAAUUCAGAAACCCUGCAGCUUUAUAAUUAGAUUUUAAUUGGAUUUCCUUCUUCUGAAGGAGAUUUAUAGAAGGGUAUCUCUCCUAGAUUUCCUGGUGUGUAGCUGCACAUUGAGUUCUUCCAAGAACCUAAAGCAGACUGCUUGAUCAUCCCUGAGCACACACUCACAGGGUAAUUUGGUUGUUCAGCAGAUGCACUGUAGAUAAUAUGCAGAACCUGCUUUGGAGGUCACGUGUCCCCUCCUCUCCCCUCAGCUGAAUGAGUGUUCAUAAAAAAAGACUACAGCUACAUAGUGUAUCUCCUGUAGCAUAAGGAACAGGCUGUGUGAACAUCAGCUGAAGACUGAAUCUAGUAGUGAGACUUGAUUUUGAAGGCCAGAUCUAAACUCUGUUAACGUCUCAUUAACAAUGUGAAUCAAUAUACUUGGGUAUUGCAUUAUAAUAGUUGUAAGUUAAUCGUGAACAGUUAUAUUAGUCCAAAGACUGUUGUUAGAGCUGAGGUGUAUGCUGGGGAUUUGAAGUCUUUUUGAUUAUGGGGUAUGCAUUUCUCAUGGCAGCCAUUCUAAUGCUGGGCUGCAUUGUAAAUCUGAGCCUUAAUUUCUCCAGCUGUAGUAUGGUAGCUCUGCAGUGAAGGAGCCCUGGUGUGGCUGAUCCUCUUAAUGUAGCAUGUCUCAUAUGAACUGACCUGUGUCAGUUUUGCCUCACAGGGGAACAAAUAGUUCAGGCUUCUGAAGUCUGUUUAUUUAUAGUAUCUGUAGGUUUCAACAUACAUGACUAAUAAAACCCAUUUAUUUACUGUUCUUCUUUUUCAUUUCAAUGUGCUUGCUCUUUUUAUUUUUAACACAAGUUGAUUUGGUUGUGUUUUAAUGAUGUUUAAGAAUGUAAUGUAGUGUAUUUUCUCUUUUUACCUGCACUGUUACCAUAGGGUAUUAUUUAACUGUUUCCUAGUAAAGUUUUAAGUUUGCCUUGCAAUUAUGUGGAAAAAAAACAAAAGAAAAACUUGA
Molecule: messenger RNA, 10064 nt
Organism: Lepisosteus oculatus (spotted gar)
Lineage: Eukaryota; Metazoa; Chordata; Actinopteri; Semionotiformes; Lepisosteidae
Gene: zftraf1
Product: zinc finger TRAF-type containing 1
Cellular component (GO): nucleus
Molecular function (GO): zinc ion binding
Source: RefSeq, a predicted model, not a curated record